CAUUGAAAAGAUGAUGUUCUCUGCAUAAUAUACUAAUCAUUUGGGGUGGUAGCAGUGGUCUGUGUGAAAGAAGUGAGGUUGUAUCACAAAGAUGGAAGAGGAGAAGCUUGAAACUUCACCAUUGUUGAAGAAAAAGUAUCAUGAGAACUGUCCUGCUUGUAAGGUGGAUCAAGCCAAGGAGAACAAAAAGGAAGCUUCCUUUAUAAAUCUUUCUUUCAUAUGGUUGGCUGUGUUGAGUGGCACGUUGCCUGUAGCAUCACUCUUUCCCUUUGUUUAUUUCAUGGUGAAAGAUUUUAACAUUGCAGAAACAGAGGAAGAUAUAAGUACAUAUGCUGGUUAUGUGGGAUCAUCGAUGAUGUUUGGUAGGGCUUUGACAUCAAUAUUGUGGGGUAUGAUUUCUGAUCGAUAUGGUAGAAAACCUGUUAUCAUUAUUGGGAUCAUCACUGUUGUUAUUUUCAACACACUAUUUGGUCUCAGCACCAGUUUUUGGAUGGCUGUUAGCAUGAGAUUUCUUCUUGGAAGUUUAAAUGGCUUACUUGGACCAAUAAAGGCUUAUGCAACUGAAAUUUUUAGAGAAGAAGAUCAAGCCCUAGGACUCUCAACAGUGGUUGCUGCUUGGGGUGUAGGGUUAGUCAUUGGUCCAGCAUUGGGAGGUUAUUUGGCUCAGCCAGUGUUGAAAUACCCAAAUGUAUUUCCAGCGGAUUCAUUCUGGGAUAGGUUUCCAUACUUCUUGCCGUGCUUCAUAAUAUCAGCUUUUGCGUUUGCAUCAGCAAUUGCUUGCAUUAUUUGGCUCCCAGAGACUCUUCAUAAUCACAAUGAAUCCAGCAACACUGCUCGAGUUAUGGAAAUAGAAAGUUGUGGGACAGACAAAGAUAAGAUGAUGCAGAAAAACAAAAGCAUAUUUCAAAAUUGGCCAUUAAUGUCAUCUAUAAUUAUAUAUUGUGUUUUUUCACUGCAUGACGUUGCUUAUCAAGAGGUUUUCUCAUUGUGGGCACUCAGUCCUACAAGAUUAGGUGGUUUAAACUUCACAAGUGAUGACGUUGGUAUUGUACUCGCAAUUUCAGGUGUUGCUAUUACAAUCUACCAGCUUAGCCUUUAUCGAUUAGUGCAGAAAGCUUGUGGACCUGUUACUCUGGUGCAAAUAACUGGGGUUUUAUCCAUACCUCUCUUGCAAUGUUAUCCUUUGAUGACAAUGUUGUCUGGUUUCACACUACAACUAGUGAUCAAUGUUGCCUCCAUUCUGAAGAAUGUAAUGAUUGAGACAAUUGCAACUAGUUUGUUCCUUCUGCAAAACAAAGCAGUGGAACAACAUCAAAGAGGAACAGCUAAUAGUAUUGCCAUGACUGGUAUGUCAGCAUUCAAAACAAUUGGUCCUGCUAGUGCUGGUGCCUUAUUAUCUUGGUCACAAAAGCAUGUUAAUGAUUCUUUUCUUCCAGGCACCCAUGUAGUGUUCCUAGCCCUGAAUGUUGUUGAAGGACUUGGGAUAUUGUUGAUGUUCAAACCAUUUUUGAGUGUGAAGAAUGAAACACCAUCUGAGUAGUAACCCUAAUAUUAAUAAAUUUUAUAUAAGGGGUCAAACAUUUAGGGAUAAAUUGUAUUAAUUGAUUUUUGAGAGAUCAUAACUAACAAUAUGUAUGAUGAAAUUAUUCUGGAU
Messenger RNA from Vigna radiata var. radiata (mung bean), 1654 nucleotides. Its product is annotated as protein ZINC INDUCED FACILITATOR-LIKE 1. Gene Ontology annotation, molecular function: solute:potassium antiporter activity. The coding region runs from base 92 to 1540 and encodes 482 amino acids. Gene Ontology annotation, biological process: transmembrane transport; regulation of stomatal closure. Gene Ontology annotation, cellular component: plasma membrane; plant-type vacuole membrane. Lineage: Eukaryota; Viridiplantae; Streptophyta; Magnoliopsida; Fabales; Fabaceae. The record is from RefSeq and is a predicted model, not a curated record. The transcript is spliced from 17 exons.